Messenger RNA from Klebsormidium nitens, 1064 nucleotides. The record is from the annotation of a GenBank genome assembly. Lineage: Eukaryota; Viridiplantae; Streptophyta; Klebsormidiophyceae; Klebsormidiales; Klebsormidiaceae.
AUGCGCACUGCGCCUCAGCAUCGGCCUGAGUCCAGUUGCGUUGAGCAGUGUCCUCUACGCCGACGGCGACGGCGACGGCCCCAAAAUCAGCUCAAUUCACACCAUUUUCCGCUGACCAUGGGCGGCAAGGCCAAGAGCUACAUUCGCGAGGGGGAGCCCCACCUCAAGCCCUUCAUUGUCGUGCGGGGCGCAGACAAGGCGCUGGAGUUCUACCAGAAGGCGCUCGGCGCAGAAGAGCUCCAUCGGCUGCGCUCGCCCACCGGAAAGGUGGUUCAUGGGGCAAUCCGCAUCCAGGGCUGUCUCCUCAUGAUUGCAGAGGAAGAUGCUGAGAAUGGGUUCAAGUCUCCUGAGCUCCUGGGCGGGUCAGCAGGAGGAUUUGCUGUGUACUAUGAGGACUGCGAUGCGGCGUUCAAGAGGGCGGUGGAAGCGGGGGCAAACGUGGUUCAUGAAGUGCACGAUCAUUUCCAUGGGGAGCGGUGCGGGACGAUCCAGGACCCCUUUGGGCACCAGUGGGCGAUCACGACGCUGAUUGAGGAUCUGACGCCGGAGGAGGUGCAGAAAAAGAUAGACGAUAUGAUGGCACCGCCGUCGUAAGUGGGGCCGUAUUGAGUUUGUAAAGCUGAGAAUGACAAUGUUGAAGGGUUUGUUCUGUAAUGUAUACGUCUUGCUUAAUAGCACAGCCCAGGAGCAGCUGCUGCCCAGCUGCUGACUUGUUGAGCUUGUGAGUAGUGAUAAAAUUCCGUACAAGUUGCUGUAAGUGGUCUAGAAAUUUUCACUUAAAACCUUAAGAUUGCUUACUAUAUCAUUAGUCUUGUCUUGUGAAUAUGAGAGUUGGGGUUGACAAACAAUAGAUGGACGUGGAAAAUUUCGCUGACAAGAUACUCUAAGAACAUACUUUGAAUAGUAUAUGCACAGUUUCAGAUCCUCUAUAUCUGCCCAAUCUUCUUUCCCAUACACUCCUGUCGGCUUGAUUGAAUGCUGGCUCCUUCCCGGACGCUGAUCAGCACGCGGAUUGCAAGGGCAGUGUGGAUCUGGACCAUCAGAUUGGAAGAACUUGCGUCUGG